Messenger RNA from Suillus paluster, 345 nucleotides. RefSeq lists its product as uncharacterized. The record is from RefSeq and is a predicted model, not a curated record. The transcript has 3 exons. Bases 1 to 345 code for a protein of 114 amino acids. Lineage: Eukaryota; Fungi; Basidiomycota; Agaricomycetes; Boletales; Suillaceae.
AUGUAUUCUACUCCAAACUCGUCGUCAAACUACACGAUGAACCGCUGGGGUUUCGACACCCAUAUGCACAGUAACUUACACUGUGAUUCAAAAUAUUCGAACUUGCUACACCAGCACAACCACUAUCUUGAAUCGGAUCUCAAGCAGAACAACCAUGGUGCAGAACACGCGGAGGAUGAACACAGCAGUGCACCCUUCAACUUUUCUUGGCUAUCCCAUUUGCCUGGUUUUUGGGUGACGGAUCUCAUGGCGACUCACGUUCAGGAAGAGACUCAUCAACGUAUUAAUGGAUCCCUGAUUCCCGACGAAAAGGACGAGCACCGUCCACAAUAUAUGGUCAAGUAA